Messenger RNA from Leptopilina heterotoma, 2198 nucleotides. RefSeq names its product peroxisomal acyl-coenzyme A oxidase 3-like. The coding region runs from base 118 to 2133 and encodes 671 amino acids. The transcript has 11 exons. Gene Ontology annotation, molecular function: fatty acid binding; FAD binding; pristanoyl-CoA oxidase activity. NCBI's taxonomy places the organism in Eukaryota, Metazoa, Arthropoda, Insecta, Hymenoptera, Figitidae. Gene Ontology annotation, biological process: fatty acid beta-oxidation using acyl-CoA oxidase; lipid homeostasis. The record is from RefSeq and is a predicted model, not a curated record. Gene Ontology annotation, cellular component: peroxisome.
UACGAAAACUAAUUCUCAUUUAAAGAUCGAAGACGUUAAGUUAAAGAAAAAAUAAAAGGAAGUUUUUCAAAUAUUUUACAAUAACGUUAAUUAUUAUUAAGAAUAAAAAUAAUAAAAAUGGAAGUUUUGCCCGAUUUACCAAUUGGGCCUUUGGACGAUUAUCGAAAACAUGCAAGUUUCAAUUGGAAAUCAUUAAAAGUUCAUCUCGAAGGAGAAGAAAAUGUGAGACUUCAGGCAAAAUUAUGGAACGUGAUUAAUUCUCAUCGUGAAUUUCGAAAAUCAAAAAAGGGCCUUUCAUUGGACGAAACUCGACGAAAAUGCGUCAACCAACUGAAUAUUUUAAUUAAAAAUCUGCCAAGUGAUGUUCUUUACUGGCCGGUUCAAUGUUUUCAAUACGACGCAUCAAUAGCAACUUUAUUCAGUCUCAGAGAAAUAGUUGUCCCUUCGGCUUUAAUGAGUUUGGGAACAGUACGUCAUGCGGAAAUAUUUGAAAAACUCAAGACAAGAGAGUACAUAGGCGCUUUUUCUUUAACGGAAAUUGCUCACGGUACAAAUAUCAAAGGAAUGGAAACUACUGCCACUUACGAUCCAAAAACGGAAAAUUUUAUUCUUCACACACCGAAUUUUAAGGCAGCAAAAUGCUGGGCUGGAAUGAUGGGAAUGACAGCAACUCAUGCAAUUAUUUACGCUCAAUUGAUUACACCUGACAAUAUUAAUCACGGUCUACAUCCAUUUAUCGUUCCGAUUCGAAAUCCAAAAACACUUUUGCCCUAUAAGAGACUGAUUGUUGGGGAUUUGGGAGAAAAAAUUGGUCUCAAUGGAGUUGACAAUGGAUUUAUCAUUUUCAAUCAAUACCACAUUCCAAGAAUGAAUUUAUUGAAUCGACACGCAGACGUAACAACCGAUGGCAAAUAUAUUGCACGUAUAAAAAAUGAAAGCAAACGUCUAGGAGCAUCUUUAGGAUCGUUGUCAAGCGGAAGAAUUGGAAUUUCAUUAAUUUCCGCAAUGUAUCUAACAGUUUCUGUAAUUAUAGCAAUUCGAUAUUGUUCAGUACGAAAGCAAUUUGGAUCUUCUUCAAUAAAUGAAUGGCCAGUGAUUGAAUAUCAAGUUCAGCAAGGACGUCUCUUACCUCAUUUAGCCUCUGUUUACGCUUUCACGAUAUUCUCCUCUUGGUUAUUGAAAAUAAGCGAAGAUUUUACAUCGCAAAUAAUUGGAGAUUGCGAUCGUGAUGCACUGAAUUCUUUGGGAAUGGAAAUUCAUGCUCUAUCAUCAGCUGCGAAGCCUCUUUGCACCUGGACAUCACGUGAUGGAAUUCAAGAUUGUCGAGAAGCAUGCGGUGGACAUGGAUAUCUGAAAGCUUCAAGAUUAGGCGAAAUGAAGGCAGAAAUCGACGCUACUUGCACUUAUGAAGGGGAAAAUAACGUUUUGAUUCAACAGACAAGCAAUUGGUUGUUGAAUCAAUGGGAAAAUGUUUUGAAGGGCAAUGAAAUUGUUUCGCCAUUAAAUACAGUGAAAUUUCUAGAAAAAGCAGAUCAAAUUCUAUCCUUAAAAUUCAAUUGCAAUAAUGUUGAGGAGACAAUGAAAAUUGAAAAUUUGCUGAUAAUUUACAAAUGGCUAAUUUGUAAUUACUUGAAAAAAACUUACGAACGAGUUGAGAAUCUCCAACGAGAGGGUGGUUGUAAUUUUACAACGAGAAAUGAUUCUCAAAUGUUUUUCGCAAAAUUUCUAUCCAUAAUUUACGCAGAGCACGUCGUAAUUCAAAGAUUCGUUGAAAAAAUAAAUGAUCCAAUUUUUAAUGAAUCGGAAAAAGUAAUUUUAUCAAAAUUGUGCUCAUUAUACGCCGCUUGGUCAUUGGAGAAAAAAUUGGGCGACAUUUAUGCAGGAGGAUUCGCAAAUCCCGAUUCUCAGUUGGAAAUAUUUCUUCGUGAGGGUAUAAUAAUGAUGAAUAAGACAUUGGUUCAAGAAGCUGUGUCCUUGGUUGAUGUUCUUGCGCCUCCUGAUUUUAUUCUCAAUUCACCGCUUGGAAUGUCUGACGGCGAGAUUUACAAACAUCUGGAAGAACUUUUAUUGCAGAAUCCCUCAAAUUUGAAACGAGUCGCUUGGUGGAAGGAAAUUAAAAAAUCAAAACUAUAAAAAAAAUUGAUUAUAAUUAUAUAUUCGAUUUAAGAAUUUUAUUUUUUGUUUGACAAUAAAGAUUA